Messenger RNA from Kickxella alabastrina, 664 nucleotides. RefSeq lists its product as uncharacterized. Lineage: Eukaryota; Fungi; Kickxellomycota; Kickxellomycetes; Kickxellales; Kickxellaceae. The transcript has a single exon. The coding region runs from base 81 to 647 and encodes 188 amino acids. The record is from RefSeq and is a predicted model, not a curated record.
CGAAAAACACUUGCUUGAAUUUCUAUUCAUUUCAAAUACCAACCGCGACGUCGCCGUCGUCGCUGCUGUCGCUGCCGUCAAUGUCUCGCUACCCGAAAGUCGUAACGCCGCACAACCUACUGCUUUUUGCCGCCGGCAUGCUGCUCACGUCCUCUGCCACGUACGCUGUGCUGGCCCCGCGGAUGCAACGUACAGCCGAGCUUCAGCGCCAGCUCAACAAAAUCCACUGCAACAUGUACUGGAGCAUGUCGCUCGUUCAGCGCAAAUCACCGCUCCUUUUGCAUUCCCCCGCUGUCGCCAAGCCCACACGGCCGCCCUGGCCCCAGUGCUGGUGGAACGCCCGCGUUUUUGACUUUACGCACUGGGCCGCGCAGCCCGGCUUCCUGGUCCACCACUCGGGCCAGGCUCGACAGCUAGCUGCAGACGGGCUUGCCGCUGCUUGGUGCCAGACAAAACAUGCCGCUGCUAUUGCUGCGAGAGACCUGGCAUUGCACACGCGGCAUGCCGUUCACUGGGACGCCGCCGUGAGCCUAACACAACAACUUUGGGCCGACGAAAAAUCGAAAUGGCAGCUCGCUCACGCGUCCGCCAUCGAGGCUGUACACCCGCAUUACUCCCAGCCUCGUGAUUCCUUUAAUCCUCGGUGAUGAUAUUAAAGUCUUGU